UUUUGGUAUUUGGGCGUUUGCGUCCUCCGAGUUGUUACGACUUAAAUGGUGCUGAUCUGUCUCUCUGCGGUCAUGCGAUUAACAUCAUUUCCUUGUCACCCUAUUCAUAAUCUUCUUCUACCAAAUUCUUUCAUUUCUCUUUCUAGUGGCUUCACCACAACUAUUAUCCCUAACCAAAAAAGCCGCAAGUGUAUUCCUUCCACUAUCAGAUUAGCAGUAAGAGCUCACUCUGUAUCAGUACCAACGAUGGUCAAAGUCAUUAGGGUUCAUGAACUUGGUGGCCCUGAGGUACUCAAAUGGGAGGACGUUGAACUGGGAGACCCAAAAGAUGGAGAGAUCAGGGUGAAAAAUAAGGCCAUUGGCCUCAACUUCAUUGACAUAUAUUUCCGGAAAGGAGUUUACAAAGCUGCUGCAUUUCCCUUUACACCAGGUAUGGAGGCUGUAGGGGUUGUAACAGCUGUUGGUCCUGGAUUGACUGGGAGGAAAGUUGGUGAUAUUGUUGCAUAUGCCGGCCAUCCGAUGGGUGCAUAUGCUGAGGAACAGAUCCUUCCUGCUGAUAAAGUUGUGCCUGUUCCUCCCUCAAUUGACCCCAUUGUUGCAGCAUCCAUACUUCUCAAGGGCAUGACUGCUCAGUUCCUUCUGCGCCGCUGCUUCAAAGUUGAACGUGGGCACACAGUACUUAUUCAUGCUGCAGCAGGUGGAGUUGGCUCCCUAUUGUGCCAAUGGGCAAAUGCCCUUGGUGCUACAGUCAUUGGUACUGCAUCAACUAAAGAGAAGGCAGCCCAAGCGAAAGAUGAUGGGUGUCAUCAUGUCAUAAUCUAUAAGGAAGAGGAUUUUGUCACUCGUGUCAAUGAGAUCACAUCUGGCCAAGGAGUUGAAGUUGUAUAUGAUUCUGUUGGAAAAGAUACCUUUCAGGGAUCAUUAGACUGCUUAAAAACUCGUGGAUACAUGGUGAGUUUCGGGCAGUCAUCUGGUUCACCAGAUCCAGUACCUUUAUCAGCUCUUGCAGUGAAAUCGCUAUUUCUGACGAGGCCUACAAUGAUGCAUUACACAAUAACGAGGGAUGAACUACUGGAAACUGCCGGAGAGGUAUUUGCAAAUGCAGCAUCAGGUGUCUUACGCGUCCGUAUCAAUCAUACUUAUCCCUUGUCUCAGGCGGCACAAGCACAUGCUGACCUUGAGAACAGGAAAACAUCUGGAUCAGUUAUACUGAUUCCAGAUGGUGCUCAGUAGUAGUCUACUUUGUUUACUGCCAACAUGAAAUGUAUUAAAAGGCAUAGUGGACUUCAAGUCUGAGCUGAACCAUAAUAAAUGCCUAUGUACAUUCUUUGCGGAUUUUCACUUGUCAUUGUGUUGCAAUAGUCUGUUGUAUUUGCCUGGUGUUUACUGAGUGGAUUCUGAGUUCAAUAUCAGCCUUCUGUAUGUGAAUGAGCAUCAUGAUAUUAGUUCCUUCAGGUUCUUCCUAGC
This is a messenger RNA of Solanum dulcamara, 1467 nucleotides long. RefSeq lists its product as uncharacterized. The transcript has 5 exons. The record is from RefSeq and is a predicted model, not a curated record. Lineage: Eukaryota; Viridiplantae; Streptophyta; Magnoliopsida; Solanales; Solanaceae. Gene Ontology annotation, molecular function: quinone reductase (NADPH) activity. Gene Ontology annotation, biological process: cellular response to oxidative stress. Bases 46 to 1233 code for a protein of 395 amino acids. Gene Ontology annotation, cellular component: cytoplasm; cytosol.